Paramecium octaurelia is the source of this 531-nucleotide messenger RNA. The record is from the annotation of a GenBank genome assembly. NCBI's taxonomy places the organism in Eukaryota, Ciliophora, Oligohymenophorea, Peniculida, Parameciidae.
CUCUCCGCAAAGUAAUAGAAUAUGAAUACAUAUUAUAACUCUCGCUCACUACUAAGAAAUCAGAUACCUUAUUAAUAUUUAAAAACUGUACUCCGUUUUGAUGUUAGCUUUAUAAAAAAAGUAGAAAAUCUACAUCGUAAUUUAAGGUGCUUUAGUUCUCUAAAAUAUAAAUAAUGUACCCAAGCCAAAUAGGCAGGAAAUCUGAAUGAGGAAUCCACCAAUUUUAAUUCCAUUAACGAUGCAUCAAUUUUAAAUUGCAAUUCUUAUUAUAAUGAAUCUUCCCAACUGCCUUAAAUUGACUAAGAAUAAUAAGAACCAUCCUAGUCAGAUGAUUUUUAUGCAGUUGAGUAUCUAUAACUCAAAAGAUAAUUCAGAGAGAAUUCUAAUGUAAGUGAAUAGGCUAAUUUUACUAUAAUUAGAGAAUUUGAAAAGGGGUUACAAGUGUAACAUUAUUAGACCUAUUAAGAAGAAGUAGAUUUUUAAGGAUAAUAAUAUUAGAGUUAGAAUGAACUUAAAUUUAUUGAAUACUGA